This is a messenger RNA of Cyphellophora europaea CBS 101466, 2826 nucleotides long. RefSeq lists its product as uncharacterized. Lineage: Eukaryota; Fungi; Ascomycota; Eurotiomycetes; Chaetothyriales; Cyphellophoraceae. The record is from RefSeq and is a predicted model, not a curated record. Gene Ontology annotation, biological process: peptidyl-serine phosphorylation; peptidyl-threonine phosphorylation. The transcript is spliced from 2 exons. Bases 1 to 2826 code for a protein of 941 amino acids. Gene Ontology annotation, molecular function: ATP binding; protein serine/threonine kinase activity.
AUGUCGAAACGCAAACGGUUGAGCAAAGUUUUCCGAUUCCCUUUCCGUGACCAGGCGCUGUCCCGGCAUGCCGCACCAAGUAAGGGGACCCAACAAGCGUCUGCAUCGUCUACACCAAACAUUGCUGGUACCAAGUCUCAGCAAUUGCCCAGAGAUGGGUCGACAGGCCUUGUCCACAUGGAUCAAUCGAGUGUGAAAGACCCUGUCAGUAGUCGUCCAUUCACGCCAAAACUGACCUUGCGCACCAAUACUCUUGACUCAACUCAAACACUAGAACCGCCGGAGCAUGGACAAGCUGCAAGUCGUUUCCAGCGAGACUCGUCAGUCCGUACUGGUCUCGGACUGAAUCCGGGACCGUACAGGCCUUCGCCUCUACGUCAGCAGGGCAUUGCCAACACAGCUCAGCCAUUAUUGGAAGAGACGCCGAAACUGAAGCAACUCUUCCCUCUGACAAUCCCGGUCAGAUGUCACAUCCGCUUCAACACAAAUCAUCAACUCCAGCGACUUCUCAGGAAUGCUCACUUGAAUUCCGUAUCGGCAGUCGAUGAAGACGACAAUUGGAGCUUUGAGACAAAAGAGAUCGACCUUCCGGAUCAAGAGAUUGAGUGGUACAAGCAUGACGCUUACCACUCGUUGCAGCCCAAAAAGCAUAUGCAAAAGAUUACUGACGGCCAUCCGGACGUGCGGGAGGAAAGCCUCUACAUCAGACACGGCUGCUUCACAGUUGAAGGCCCACCAGAGCUGCGACAGAAUUUGAAGUUCGUCAGAUUUGCAGAUGUGACCGAGCUUGCCCAAAAGUCUAUUCAUGCCAUCUGUGGCUUCAUUCAUGAACACCAGUAUAAAAGAUUCCAUCUGGAUGUCCACUGGGAGUAUUCAACUCUGCAGUUGUCGGUGCCACCUGAAUGUGCGAAUAGCUCUUUCUAUGAGAUCAUCAAAAAGGGGCUGGAAAGCAAGCUGGUGACAAACUUUCGUGGCCAGGAGUACAUCCCAAGGUGCGAUCUUGUCAUGUUUCAGCAGACCUCUGUGAUCCAGAACAUCAUCUCUCAAGAUCAAUCUCUUAGUCAUGGUGACAGAGAUGGCAUCCUUGAAUCAGCAGUCAGCAGAGCAACUCAUCUUCUGCUGAUGUGCGUUUACAACGAGCAACCGAUGUCGAUGUUCAAACAUCUACUUGAGGUCCAUGACAUCGAUGACGGUAAACUAGAAGCAUACGUGGGCCACGGAUACCCUCCUAUACAUGACGAGGUCUGUCAGCAGGAUCGCUGUCUAAAAGCGAUCAAAGCCAUCCGCCAAAGUGCACCUCAGUUCUUACCAUUGAAGGUGGGAAAGGAUCCACGUUUCAAGGUUUGGAAGAACGAUAUGAUCAUCCCAUUGCAUUUCUACGAUGAAGCGGAAGGGAAGCCUUUCGUAACUCUAGACGACGGUGAUGACGAAGACAUCACUGGGGACAGAGAGAUUGGAAGAGGCGCCAACGGACAAGUCUUGAAGAUCUGGGCUGAACCGUCUCUGCAUAGCCUCCCUGGAAGCUUGAAACAGACGUUUGCCCUCAAGAAGGCCAGCAAUAUCAGGCUGAAGGCCUUUGAAGCUGAAAAGGUAAUGCUCGAGAAGUUGUACGACUAUCCGCAUAGCCAUAUCACGCCUCAUUUCGGAAGCUGGCAGCAAGAUGACCAUACCUAUAUUCUACUCCCUAGUGCGAGGUGUAACUUACGGUACUACUUAACGACCAACCAACCGCCCCAGCUCAAAAUGACUGCUGUUAAGUGGUUCUUCGAUCAGCUUUACGGCCUUGCUGAUGCCAUCAAGCAUGUGCACCACAUCAAACCAGCAGGUACCUUGAUGAACCCCGAUCCCAAAGAACUCAAUUUUGGCUACCACCACGAUAUCAAACCGGAGAACAUCCUUGUCUUUGAGAAGGUCGCGGGUGUACACCCCGUUCUACAAAUUUCCGAUUUUGGAGCAGGCUCUCUGUAUGAUGCAGAUGCGCAGACGGCGUCCAGGCCAGUAGAUACCGUACGAGGAACGCGGACCUAUUUUGCACCAGCUGGAGAACCGGCCACCAGACCGGUAGACAUGUGGUCGCUCGGUUGCUGCUUCUUGGAGCUCACGCUAUGGUUGUUCGGCCUCCUCGAUCCAGUACACAGUGAACAGCCGUUCACUGAAGAGCGCAAGUACUUCCCCGGCCACGAUCCCAAAGACACAGAUGAUGGCUUCUGGUACCGGCGGAGGGACGGAAAGAUUGAGCUGAAAGAACCAGUCAUCAACAGAAUCGACUCGUUACGCGAGCGGUACUGUAAAGAUAUGGAAGUUUUUCAAAUCCUCCUCGAGGCCAUUAGAAGGCCUGACGGGCAGAGAUCACUUCUAACAAUCGACAAAUCCACGCGCAUGGAUGCCACAACAUUGGUCGACUGCCUGGAUAGUAUCCGAAAGCACAUCAACCUGCAGAUGCGUAAAAGGCCCGCCGAGGAUGAAGACGAUCUGUAUGCUCGGUAUUUCGACCGGAACUUGUAUGGUACGGAGCAGGCUUUGACACCGAUCGAUCCGUUCGAGCUGCGGACUUCAUUGACAACGAACCCGCCAUCGUCAGCACGAAACAGCUUUGUGGAAGAAGAGCCUACGGCCUCUGCUUCGCUACAACCGAAAUCGGGUCAACGUCAACGAUCUACGUCCAGCCUGGUCGUUCAAGCCGGCCAAGGUGCAGAAUACCAACCCCAAGCCAAUGGUUCUAGCCUUGAGGUCAAUGGCGUAAAUGGGAGGGCCAUAAGUCGAACGCCGUCUCCACCAGAUGAUUCACUUGCAAAUGAUCUUGAUAGACUGCAGCUCGAAACAUAG